Debaryomyces hansenii CBS767 is the source of this 2445-nucleotide messenger RNA. Its product is annotated as Elongator subunit. The transcript has a single exon. Gene Ontology annotation, molecular function: protein binding. Bases 1 to 2445 code for a protein of 814 amino acids. Gene Ontology annotation, cellular component: elongator holoenzyme complex. Gene Ontology annotation, biological process: tRNA wobble uridine modification. The record is from RefSeq and is a predicted model, not a curated record. NCBI's taxonomy places the organism in Eukaryota, Fungi, Ascomycota, Pichiomycetes, Serinales, Debaryomycetaceae.
AUGACGUCAGGAGACUGUGUUAAACAAGAAGCUAUAUUCGCUGGGGUAAACAAACAAUCGUUUGUUGCCGACUAUUGCGCAAAGGAACAAUUAGUAGCAUACGGAGCAUCAAAUAAUGUUGCAUUAUGGAAUCCAUUAUCCAAAGAUAACAAAGGGACAUACAGUACGUUGAAAAAGCACACAAAGGAAAUCACAGGCAUAAGGUUUAUUCCAAAUAGUCCAUAUUUAGUAUCAGCUGCUGAGGACUUUGAAGUGAAUGUUUGGAAAAGACAAGGAAAUGAAUAUGGUCACCAUAGCAGUUUAGAGUUCCACCACCAUUCUAUUACUUGUUUAUCAGUAAUCAACGAAUUUAUAUUUGCCACAGGGAGUGCUGACGGGUAUAUUGCAUUAUGGGGAAUAAAUAACGAGACAGAGGAAUGGGGUUUGAUACACAGCUUUCAAGUGAAGUCCAAUUUCUAUCCGAUGACAUUAGCAUUACAAGAUGUGGAUGCGAAUGGUGGUUAUGUUUUAGCGGUGGGAGGUACGACCCCAAUGGUCUACAUUUAUUCUUUUACAUUGUUAUCAGAUCACCAUAGUCUUUCACAUUUUGAUCAAUCGGCCGUAUUAACGGGACAUGAGGAUUGGAUCAAGUGUCUUAAUUUUGUAACGGAAGAAAAAUACAAAAACUACAUAUUAGCCAGUGGGGCGCAAGACAGAUACAUCAGAUUAUGGAGAUUGAAGUUGAAUGAUCAAAUCGACGAUUCGGAUGAAGAUGAACUGAAAUUGAUUCUUUUAUUCAACAAGCAGUACAAAUUUAACGUAGGAACUUCUACCAGGGCUGCCAUCAGUUUUGAUGCCUUAAUUAUGGGUCACGAUGACUGGGUUACAGGUCUUCAAUGGCACCCAUCGUACCAACAGGAAUCUGGUGAAAAGAGAUUGCAAUUAUUAUCCUCGAGUGCAGAUACUGCGUUGAUGGUAUGGGAAAUGGAUACUGAUUCAGGUAUCUGGUGUUGUGUUAAUAGAUUAGGUGAAAUGUCUAUCAAGGGUGCUUCCACCGCUACUGGUGCAUCAGGGGGAUUCUGGUCAUGUUUAUGGUUCAGCGAUGAUCAACAUCAAUAUAUCUUGGCUAAUGGUAAGACUGGUUCCUUUAGAGUAUACAAAACCGUCGACAAAGAGGCUAGGACAUGGGAAGCUGUUUUGGGUGUAACUGGUCCUACCAGAGAAGUUACCGACUUAGUCUGGUCUUUAAAUGGUGAGUAUUUCAGUACGACUUCGUUAGAUCAGACUACAAGGUUAUUUGCUCCAUGGGUAAAAAACAGGGAUUUCAAGACGUGGCAUGAAUUCGCCAGACCUCAAAUCCAUGGUUAUGAUAUGAUUUGCUUGGAUAACAUCAGUGCAACCAAAUAUGUAUCUGGUGGUGAUGAAAAGCUUUUAAGGGUUUUCGAAAUGACGCAUUCUAUUAGCAGAUUAUUACACAACUUCUGCGGUAUUGAUAUCGUUUCUAGUGAAUCCCAAGAGGAAUUACCAGAGUCUGCCUCGUUGCCUGUAUUAGGUUUGUCUAAUAAGGCUGCUAAUGAACAACUUGAGGCAGGUGAUAUGUCUCAACAACAGCAAGACAUGGAAGAAAAUGCCGAAGCAAACACACCGAAAGAGGAUAUUCUAGAAUCCUUAACAUCUCCUCCAUUAGAGGAUCAUUUACAGAGAUACACUUUGUUCCCAGAAAUAGAAAAAUUAUAUGGUCAUGGAUACGAAAUAACCUGUUGUGCUACAUCUCCGUCUGGUUCAUUGAUUGCAUCAGCCUGUAAAUCUAAUAAUGCAAGACAUUCAGUCAUUCGUGUUUUCAAUGUUGCAGAAGAAUACCAGCAAUGUGCACAAGUAUUAGAAGGCCAUAACUUAACAGUCACAAGUUUAGAGUUUUCUCCUGAUGGCCAGUUCUUAAUGUCUGUUUCGCGUGAUAGACAAUUCUCGUUAUGGAAAAUAGUUAACGAGAAGGCAGGUAAGUUCGAGCUUCUUGAACUUAAUGCAAAGGCACACAGCAGAAUCAUUUGGGAUUGUUCUUGGGCCCCUUCUAACCCGUACGGCAAUUUCGUCGUUACCGCUUCCCGUGACAAACAAAUUAAAUUAUGGCAAGUAAAGGAUAAAGUAGAAGCCAUCUCGGCUAUCAAGUUGCAGGAUGCCGUUACAUCUGUUUCCUGCUACAGAUCUGGCUUGCUCGAUACUAAGAUACUGCUUGCAGUUGGUUUUGAGAAUGGUGAUAUUUCUUUGUUUAGUGUGGAUCUCAAUGAACCAGAGAAACAUUUCAAAUUAAACUUGAAGUUUGAUUCUACAUUAACACCCGCCAGUAGAGUUGCUAAGUUAAGCUUUAGUAACAAAUUGCAUGACAACAACAAGAAUUUGAUGCUUGGUGUCGCAAGUAACGACACAUCCGUGCGUAUUUAUAGUAUAAACAAGGAAAUUUUUGUAUAG